AUGUCAUGCCUCCAUAAUGCUCAGCAGCAAAAUUCUGCCUUUCAGAAUGAUCUAGAGGAGUUUGCUUUUGACCCUUCCGUUGUAAAUAUACCGAGGCGUCCGGCCACAACCAGCACCAGCAGCAAUCAGCUACUGCAACCGCAGCCUUACUUAGGUCAUUUGGAAAACCAGAAUCUAUUUAUUUCACAAAUCCCCGUAUUAUCCGCCCACAAUGGCCUAUUGCAACCUCCUUUCAAAUAUCGCCCGCGUGAUAUCAACUUUGAAAACUGCCCAUCUCUUGAUACCAAUCUCCCUAGACCUACCACUUUUACGGACUCUACAUUUAUCUCUACACCUUCGCCUUCAAUGCGGUCCUUUUCCUCUAGCCCUGUAUUGCAACAAGAAGGAACUUCUCUAAAUCCUGAGUUGUCUAUGAUACAAAGCUUGGAUGAACUAUUUGGCCCCCUAAAGAUCGAGAUAAAUGGAAUUGCGCCGUAUAUCCGGCAGCAGACAAGCUUGGAAUACUUGCCUACUCCUGUAAUACCAUGUACAGCAGAAAAUACUCUGCCAGCAGCAUAUACUGAUUUAAGCAGCCCCCUCACCAUACCCGAAGACCUAAUGCCAUGCGAACAGGAUGCUAUAGAAUAUUUCGACUUGUUUUUUGACCAUGUUCAUCCAUAUAUCCCAGUCAUCCAUCGCGCUCGCUUUUAUGAGCAAUGGAAUGCCGAUAAAAAUAGCGUAUCUCCCCUUUUGCUAGAAGCAGUAUUUGCUUGUGCUGGAAUGAUCUGUGGGGAUCCUGCCAUUGGGAUGCGAUGGCUCAACCUGGCAAACGUACACGAGUCGGCAUUUUUAGAAGCUCCGAGGCUUAGUACUAUUCAAGCAUUAUUGCUGCUUCUAAAGGCGCGAGAAGUUGCGCCAAAAAAUGGCUACUACUACAGAUCGUGGCAACUAGUGAAAACCAUGAUUUCGAUGGCCAAGGACCUCAAUAUUCAUGAGCAUUAUAGCUACCAUGCUGACGGCAAGAAUUGCGGCAUGGAAUCUACAGAGUGUCUAAUCAAAUCCAGAGUAUGGCAGACCUUACUUAUCACUGAAGUAUUGAUUGGUGUACCACAAGGACUCAAGGAUUUCGGGGUAGAUAUAGAAACGGUAGAAGCUAGAACCUCAUGGAACAUUUCCGGCCUCGAUGCGUAUGAAACGGAAAGAUCUCGACAAUAUUCUUACUUUGUUCGCAUUGCGUUGAAUAUUCGCAGAUUUGCGGAUAGUUAUAAUCAAACUAAAAAGCAACACAACUGGGCCAAAGACCCUCGUUUCACGAAAAAUAAUAACUUACUUGACCAGUGGCUUACUGACUUGCCAGCGGACCUUCAAGUUUCUCUGCCGUCAGCAAAUUCUUCUCCCUGGCUAUCAUCCCAUUUUAUGGGUAACCUGAAUAUCUGUUUUCAUCUCAAUGUCAUUUUACAAUACCGGCCACAGCUUGAAGAUUCAGCAUAUGACCAGUCGGAUGGUAUGUGGAAGGCUCGCAUGGAUCGAAGUCUUUCUUCAGCAAAGACCAUUUACCAUCUUCAGGAAGCAAUAGUCUCAUCUUAUGGGCUGCAUGGUUUAUGUUAUAUGCAAAGAGGCAUCCGAUUUACUGUAUACUGCACGCUGACUUGUCUCACAGUAUACCUGAAAGCUCUAACUUUCACCGAGUCUCACCUUGAUAUCGAUGCAAAGUUAUAUUUCUCACGACACAUGCGGCUUCUUGAGCAGUGUAACGAGGAGUGGUCCCUACCUGAAAUCCAGGCUUCGUUGUAUACUGUUCGAGCAGCAUUGUCUGCAAAUAUCAAUAUGCCUUUCGACUUGAACUCGUUUAUCUUUCCAUUUGACUUUGAUUCACAUAAUUCAACCCAAGUGGCUCAACCCAUACCUCAAAACACCCCAAAUCGUGCACUUCAGAGCCCAGACACUAUAAACGAUGCCACUGCCUCUCCAGUCUUACUCUCGACAAGGACAGAAAUAAUACCCACGACUCCUUUGCCAAUGAUUUUUGAAAUGCUGCCAUGUGAUACAGCCAUCAGUUCCUCCAUUGGCAUUCAUUUAGAAGACGGACUUGGGAUUUGGGACCCAACCCGACUUGUCACGCAAACGGACCUUGAACUCUCUUCAGGAGCGUUAUUAAGCCCAGCCUCAUCUCCAGCCUCUGUGGUAACACCAAAUCGAAACGCAGGGGAUUAUAAUUUUCCUAUUCAAUUCGACAUGAUCACCUCUCCCUUCCAAAAGGACUGUCCCUAUUACACAUUCGAUUUCGAAGCAUCAGCUACAUCUAGGGGUAUACAGGAUUGGAAUGGCGAGAUAAGCGGUAUCUAUUCUGUUCCAGGGUUAAAGAGGAAAUGGGAUGAGGUAGAGAGUUUUUUUGAAGGACAGAUUACAACGACAAAAAUAUAA
Molecule: messenger RNA, 2403 nt
Organism: Ophidiomyces ophidiicola
Lineage: Eukaryota; Fungi; Ascomycota; Eurotiomycetes; Onygenales; Onygenaceae
Exons: 6
Coding region: 1-2403 (800 amino acids)
Biological process (GO): DNA-templated transcription
Molecular function (GO): DNA binding; zinc ion binding
Source: RefSeq, a predicted model, not a curated record